AUGAAACAACAAAUUAUCAUUUUUACUGUACUUCUAAUCGGUAGUGUGUUUGCUGGACUUAUCCAAGAGAUUAAAUUAAAGGAUGAUACUGUAAUAACGGUCCAAGCCACCAAUAACACCAAAGUUCCAAGCAUACUUUGGACAGUAGAUGCCGUAGAAUGUUUAAAAGAAGCCAUUACAGUAUACGCUGAUGAACCUUUAAGAGCCAGUGCCUAUUUGGAACUUUUCGAAGCUAAACACCCAGGUAACUGGAGUGUUGCUGUUGGGUACACCACAAUCAUCUCCAACUCCGACAUCUACGUCGAAACUACUGUGUCCGGUGGAGGCAAAAACUUCAAAAAAGACAAAUCUGGCGGUGUUCUUUACAGGAUUUUCAAUUAA
Messenger RNA from Brassicogethes aeneus, 381 nucleotides. The record is from the annotation of a GenBank genome assembly. NCBI's taxonomy places the organism in Eukaryota, Metazoa, Arthropoda, Insecta, Coleoptera, Nitidulidae.